Messenger RNA from Microsporum canis CBS 113480, 1500 nucleotides. Its product is annotated as choline transport protein. The record is from RefSeq and is a predicted model, not a curated record. Gene Ontology annotation, molecular function: transmembrane transporter activity. Gene Ontology annotation, biological process: transmembrane transport. Gene Ontology annotation, cellular component: membrane. NCBI's taxonomy places the organism in Eukaryota, Fungi, Ascomycota, Eurotiomycetes, Onygenales, Arthrodermataceae. The coding region runs from base 1 to 1500 and encodes 499 amino acids. The transcript is spliced from 2 exons.
AUGUCGUCAGAGCAAGUGGCAGAGAAAGCGGAGAAGGCAGAGAAGGUCAAUACGCGCACUUCCAGUUCGAUUCAGGAGGGAAAUAUCCUUAUCCAGACACAAAAGCCAUUCACCACUCUAUCGGCUAUCGGAAUCGGAUAUGGGGUCACCAACACAGCUGUUGGCCUUCUUCUUGUCCUAGGUACAGGCAUACCCAUGGGCGGCUCGCCUGUGGUCUUUUGGGGCUUCAUUGCAAUGGCAGCAGUCGGUCUGGCUACCGCAACAACCCUUUCUGAAUUGAUUUCCGCGAUACCCCAUCCAGGUGGACAGUAUAUAUGGGUACAUAAAGUUGCCCCAGAGAGAUAUCGACGAGGUCUAUCUUAUUCUACCGCAAUGAUUAGCUGGAUUGCCGCUAUUGCCAUUGGUGCCUCUGGUAACCUCGCGGUGCCCCUGAAUGCCUUUACAAUCGUUACCCUCCUUCAUCCCAACUUCGUAUACCAGCGAUGGAUGGGAUUCGUGGCUUUUCAGCUCAUCAAUAUUGUUACGUGUCUCGGUGCCUUCUUCGAAAACUUAUUGCCAAAAAUGUCAAACGCAUUAUUGCUCCUUAACGUCCUCUCUGUUGGUGCUAUUAUCAUCACUCUAUUCGCCACAUCCAAAACCCGCACGAGCGCUGGUGAUUUUUUCAAGAUUGUCAAUACUUCAGGAUGGCCGGACGGUGUGGCAUUCCUCAUUGGUUUAAACGGGUCGAAUUGGUGUUUCUCUUGCCUCGAUGUUGCUACGCACUUGGCCGAAGAAAUCCCCUCCCCGAGCACGAAUAUCCCAAAAGCUUUGAUUUGGACUAUAGUUAUUGCAUUCAGCAGCGGUUUAUUGAUGAUUUUGGCUGUUCUUGUCAACAUUGGCCCUAUUGAUACGACUGACUAUUCAGGGCUCUCUGUUUUAUAUCACAUUACUGGCAGUAAAGCUGCUGCCAUUGGCCUUUGGGUUCCUGUCCUUUUUCUUGUUUUUGCGUCCGUAUGGUCUAUCCAAACAUGGCAGUCUCGUCUUGCUUGGUCAAUUAGCAGAGAGUCUGGAUUUCCUUUACAUCGUCAUUUUAGCAAGCUCUUCCCAGCGCCUUUCUAUACCCCAAUCUGGUCUCUCGUUGGAUCAGCCGUCGGCACAGCCUUAUUUGGUUGUCUUUAUCUUGCUUCCGAACUGGCCUUCAAUUCACUUAUCGCAACUGGCAUUUUACUGCAAUAUACCAGCUAUAGUAUUCCUACUAUAUUGGUUCUUUGGCAGGGCAGAUCUAACUUUCAGCAUGGGCCAUUUUGGUAUCCCAAAUUAGGUUUUCUUGCCAACAUUAUUAUGCUUGCAUGGACUCUAGUGGCUCUUAUAUUCUAUUGUUUCCCUGCGCACUCAGAAGUCAUUCCAAGCCAGAUGAAUUAUGUUUCAGGAGUCCUUGUGUUGAUUGCUAUUUUCAUUGCCUCGCUUUGGUUUUUGUAUGCGAGGAAGCAUUAUAGGGCCCAGUGGGAAUACGUUAUCUAG